ACCCUACGUCGACUGCUGCAAAACUCACUGUCAGCUGCUCGCUUUGCAGCCGGGCAUCAUUACCUUUCCUUUCAUCCUCUCUCUCUCUCUCUCACUCACUCUCUCUCUCUCCAUAAAUUCCAUUUCCCAUUCUCUCCUAGCCUUCUCGUCUUCUUCUCUCUUCCUCCAUCCAAACCAGCAAAAAACAAAACAAUAAUAAAAAAAUAAAUAAAAGAGAUCUAUUUUUCUUCAGAGUCGCAGAUGUCGCAAGGAUUCGAACUUGCGACGUUCCACGUCCCGCAACAAAGCCGACGAGACAAGCUCCGUGAGACAGCAGCAGCGCAAGCCGGAGGGUGCGCAGGAUUACUCCCUCUCUACGACCCAACUCUCCUGUCUUCCCCCAUGCUAACCUGCGCCACCCCCGACACUGCUCCCACUCUCCACCCCCAGCCACUCGUAAAAGAAGAGGGCCUGAAUUUCAUGGGCUUUGUUGGGAUGGGAAGCGGCCUUUUGUCGUCUUCUACAGCAGCUGUGGCUGCUGCUUCUUCCUCUCACAUCUUCUUAGAUCCGUGCGCUCCAGAAGACAUCUCCAACCCUUUCUUCUAUACAUCGCAACAGACCCAAGCUCAAUCCAUCAGGGAUUUCUGCCAGUCUUAUCCUGCGCCACAGGCCGCCUUAUCCUACGCACCCCAUGAUCCUGCUCCGUCCGCGCAGGGGCUGUCUCUAUCUUUAUCUUCUUCUUCCGAGUACCCGAACCGGUCUUCCGAUCUUCCUUCGACGGCUGCGAUCUUCGAUCAGAAGGGCGUCGGGAAUUGCGGGCCUCGCGUGGAGAUGAUGUCGAGGAGCUCAGUCCCGCUCGGGCCUUUCACGGGCUACGCGGCGGUCUUGAAGGGGUCGAGAUUCUUGGAGCCGGCCAGGCAGCUGCUGGAGGAGUUCUGCAACGUGGGCCAGGGAGUAGUUGAUAGGAGCAGUGGAGAUUCGGCGAUGGAAGACGAUCGGGAGAUGGAGAGCUUGGGAGGUGCGGGAAUUUCCGAUGGUGCGGCGGGGAUCAGUGACGAUCGGAGGCGGAAGACGAGGCUAUUCUCGAUGCUGGAUGAGGCAUAUCGGAGAUACAAGCAGUAUUACCAGCAAAUGCAGGCAGUAGUUGCGUCAUUCGAGUCUAUAGUUGGGGUUAGUACUGCAGCCCCAUACACUUUCCUUGCCCUCAGGGCCAUGUCGAAGCAGUUCCGAUGUUUGAGAAAUGCCAUCACUGACCAACUCCGCUUUACAAGCAAAGAAGAGUCUCCAAGGUUUGGGCUUGUUGAUCAAGGCCUUCGGCACCAAAAAGCAGCUCACAACCCAAGUAUUCUUGACCAACCACAUGUCUGGCGACCCCAAAGAGGGCUUCCCGAACGAGCAGUAGCUGUGCUUCGGGCGUGGUUGUUUGAACACUUCCUGCAUCCAUAUCCAACUGAUACUGAUAAGCAAAUGUUGGCAAAACAAACGGGUCUUACCAGAAAUCAGGUUUCGAACUGGUUCAUCAAUGCCAGAGUGAGACUUUGGAAGCCCAUGGUGGAAGAGAUACACUCACUUGAAAUGAGACAAACUCAGAAAAAUUCAGAAAGAGAGGAUGGAAAUGCCAACAAAGAAGGAGAGCUGCCACUUGCCCCACCAAUCCCUUCUGAUAAACAACCACAAAACACCACCUCACAAAAAACCCAAGACCUGCCUCCAAACCGGUGCAGGAAUGAACUUCCACCUGUACCGAACUAUGGUGAUGAAUCAAUGAACUUUGCAUUCAGCAAUAUUGUCAACCAUCAACAAAGUAUUGGACUUGACGCAGGCAUCGCCAGUGGAAGUGGCGGUGUUUCUCUCACUUUAGGGCUCCGCCAAAAUAAUGGGGUUUGCUUAUCGGAACCAAUGCCAGUCGGCAUUGCUCAUUUCAGCCUUGAAGACAAUGGCAACACCUAUGUGAUGGGUGGUUUUGAACCCCAAAACCGACACUUCGGAAGGGACAUCGGUGGGCAACUGCUGCGUGAUUUUGUUGGAUGAAGAAUGCUGUUCGAGCUUUCGGAGCCCGUAUAUACGGAAUGAGUGCUUACAGUUAGGGAUGGUAUUGCACCACUCCAUGAGAGCUUCUAUCGGUAUUUGGGCAGAGACGGAAGUCAUCGGAAUAUUGUCUCAUGGGCAAUGAGAAGGAUAAAGGAGGGAGGAGAGAGAUUGGGAAAAGGGAUUUUUAAAGAAGGCGGGCCCUUCCAGGUAAUUUUUAUAUAUUCCAUGCAUGGAAAGUAAUAAAAAGAAGACUUGCCUGCUUUGUAUAUGGUAUAUCUGGGUUCAGUUUGUACGGGAGGCUCGAAAUUUGUUAUCUGAUACAGGCACUGUAUGUCUUUCCCGCCAAUGUGUCAGUUCUGCAGUACAUCGGAUCCAUACGAAAGGUGGGCCAUGCAGGAAGACUGCUUUUGCCCUGAGAACUGCGAACAUAUAUUCCUCAUAUGGCCUCCCAUGGAUUUCGACAAUGUAGUCUAUUGGAUUUGUGGGUCAGUCUGUAAUUAUCUCCAGUUCAUCUUCGUCGUGUGGCCCACUGUUUGUAUGGGUCGGAUGUCUUGCGGUAGAUAGAAUGGUGUGUGAUCAUUUCUAGAGGAUGUGUAAAGAGAAUAUUGUCGUCUUAUUAUUUUAAUAUACGAUGGGAAGGUAGAACGUGCAAGUUUUUUUUUU
This is a messenger RNA of Magnolia sinica, 2673 nucleotides long. RefSeq names its product BEL1-like homeodomain protein 9. Gene Ontology annotation, molecular function: DNA-binding transcription factor activity, RNA polymerase II-specific; RNA polymerase II cis-regulatory region sequence-specific DNA binding. The record is from RefSeq and is a predicted model, not a curated record. NCBI's taxonomy places the organism in Eukaryota, Viridiplantae, Streptophyta, Magnoliopsida, Magnoliales, Magnoliaceae. The coding region runs from base 241 to 2010 and encodes 589 amino acids. The transcript is spliced from 5 exons. Gene Ontology annotation, biological process: regulation of transcription by RNA polymerase II.